Linum trigynum is the source of this 3667-nucleotide messenger RNA. The record is from the annotation of a GenBank genome assembly. NCBI's taxonomy places the organism in Eukaryota, Viridiplantae, Streptophyta, Magnoliopsida, Malpighiales, Linaceae.
GCCAAUUGAGAGAACCACACCUCCAAAGUAUGUACCCUGAACACGGAUUUUGACUUGCCAAAUUAUGCCCUUCUUCUUCCCAACUUCGAUAGCUUCUUCGUCAAGUAAUUUAAUCGUGUCUAGAUGACCGUUUGGGAUCAUAUCAUUGAUAGUUGAUGAGGCGAAUAGCAGUAGCAAUAGUCUCAGGCCAAAAAGAAGAGGGACCAUACGAAGAGAGCAAGAGAGCACGAGUGACCUCGAGAACAUGAAGAUUUUUUCUUUCUACCAACCCAUUUUGUUGGGAGACAUCAGAACAAGAUUUUUUAGACAGAAUACCAAGGGACCGAUAAAGAUUUAACAAGGGACCAGAACAAAACUACCCUCUAGGAUCAUAUCAGACUACACGAACAGUUUUACCAAAUUGAGUUUUGAUCAUGGUAAGGAAUUCUGUAGCAACAGCCAAGAGGUCAGAUUUGAGGCGAAGAAAAUAUACCCAUGUGUAUCGAGUAGCAUGGUCAAUAAAGAGCGCAAAAUACUUAUAUCCAAGUUGGGAAAUGGUAGGGCUAGGUCCCCAAAGAUCAGUAUGGAUCAAAUCAAAGGGUUCAGAAAUAGUAGUUUGACUGGACGGAAAAGAAAUGCUCGUAGUCUUUGCCUCAAUGCAACUGGUACAAGAAAAAUCCGAGGAACACUGAACACGAGUAUUUUGACCAAAUAACUGUUGCUUAAACAUAGUAGUGAGUCUACUAGAAUUAGGAUGACCUAAUCUAGCAUGCCAUAACCAAAAAGUUUUAUUAGGGAGACUCGAAAAAACAGUAGGAAAAAGGUAUGAGGCUGGAAGUUGGAUGAUGAUGCGGAUGAUGAUGGUGGACGCAAUUGCUCCAGGUAAAAUAAGUGUUCCUUCUUACUACCCCUGCCGAUCUCUCUCCCGGUCGCCGGAUCCUGUACAACAUAGCCAGAGGGUGCAAACGUAACACGAUAGAACGAAAUUUUUUAGCUUGAGCUAUACUAAGAAUAAGUUUCGAAGUCGAAUUUGCGAUAAGUUUUCUAAUGAUUGUUUAGUGCGAUACAUUGAAAUGGACUUGCUUAAGAGUGCAGAAAAUUAAUGUAUUUUGCAUUUUUUUUAAAUAUGAAAACUCAUCAUGAGGGUUUAUGCAAACAACAAUUCUGUUAAUUAGUCGGUUAUUUGUUGAUUAAUAAAUGAAUUAUUUGAAUACUAUUAAUUUUAAUUAUAUUCGAUAAGUUUCAAAUCCUGCGUAUGACAAUGAACAAUCCCUUCACUAUUCACGGCUCUAACUAAGCUAGAGAUUAGAAUGCAUGAAUUAAAGGGAAAGAUUUCAUAUUUUAAAUAGGGAUUAGGGUUUAGUACUAUUAAUAAAAGGGUAGUCCUUAUAUCCCUAUCGUCGUCGAGUCCUCACCCAGAUAUAUGUUUUCCCAAAAGGCAGCAAAUAGAUAUUGGUUCAAUCAGGAGGAUGAUCGGGACAUCAAUGGCGGCAGACGCUCCCAUCAGCAAACUGGGGGACGAUCUCGUCAAAGAAAUUCUGAUUCGCAGCUUCCCGAAUCCUAGAUCCGCCUGCCGCAGCAAACCAGUAUGCAAGCGAUGGAACUCCCUCAUCUCCCACGCCCGCUCCAACCGCCGUUGCGGUUUUGUGUCUCACCAUCGGAGCAACAACGACGGCCAGCCACCCCUGCUCCUCUGCAAGGACAAUCCCCUGCCUUCGCUCAUAAGCUUCCUCCCCGUACCCGACGAAUUCCGAUCCAGCUUCGUCGUUUGGGAUUCUUUCAAGGACUUGAUUUUGUGCGGGUUUAAGAAUUCGGUGUGAGACUACAAUCACGAAAGGGCCAGAUCGCUCUUGAUCUGCAAUCCGUUUUCGAGACAAUGGGUCACCCUUCCUCUGGAGCCCGAAACGAAGACCUUAACGAAAGGCAGCGAAAUUGAUCUUUCGAGAAUUUCGAGUUGGAUCUGGACAAUGACCAAGUAUUUAUGUAUUCCAACUAUCGAUUUCGCGUUCUGGUUCGAGUUAGAGCUAAACGUGUUUUGUUCCGAGUCCGGAGAAUGGUAUACCAUAGUAAUGAAUCGUUGUAUUCAACCUAAGGCGACGUCUUUGUACGAAAAUUUGUAUUGGAUGAGAUGCGGUAGAGAAAUUUGGAGGUUUGAUCCUUCCCGUCCAAAAUUACGUCCAAUAACGAUGAGCUUCGACGGCAGGAUGGAUGCAGUUUCCCAUUUUUCGACCUCACAGGGUGUUCCAUAUAGUUGAACGUGAUGAAAGACCCAGAUAUGAUGAGCCUCACGAUGGUGUUUUCGUAACGGCGGCGGCGUGCCUGAAGUUGAGAGACUGGAAUUUGUUUCUGUGCUCGCUCAGCAUAUGGAUCAGCCGAAGAUUAUGUUCCUGCAAUGUUAUUGCAAACCCGCCAGGAUUAUUAUUCGGGGCAUCCCAUUUUCGAAGACAUCAAAGAGACUCUUGUUUUUUUCGUGCAAUUUGAGGACGGAGGAAUUGGAGAUCGUUGCUGAUCAGAGACGAUGUACUUUUCUUGGGCGUUGGAUGGUGUUGCACCUUGGACCACUUGUUUCGGGUCGAAAGAAACGAGUUUCGGGUCGAAAGGAGCAUGUUUGGGUUGAAGUGUGUUGGAGGAGCAAAAUACCCGGCCAUGGGCAGUAAUACCCGGUCGGGUAUUAAUUGGAGCAGAUAGGGGAAAACUUGUUUCGGGCGUCUGAGAAACAGAAGGGGGCCCGGGCAGUAAUCAUAAAUCCCUGGUCGGGUAUUCUUGACCCGGACCGGGAUUAACCCCUGCCCCGACGAUGCGUUUUGGGAAUACCCGGUCUCCACCCAAAAUACCCGACUGGGUAUUCAGGCCGGGGAUCGCGACAGACAGCCUCUUAAGGGAAAAGAAGGGCAAAAGUGAAGGGUUCGGAGUUUUAGAGAGACAAAGCGUAUACCUAGAGAGAGAAAGUUACGAACCUGAUUCUGCAAGUGUCUUUGAUCUAUCUCCUUCACCAUUGGAGUCCGGCUUGAGCUUGGAGGAGCUGAUUGAGUGCCUGAAGCAGAUUGUCAUCCUUCACAAUAUGGUUUCCGCAUCUGAGCUAGAUUUUCCAUCUCUCUCUAUGGAGUAACUUUCUUAUUCACCUAGGUAUGAAGAACCCUAGAUUUGUAUGUUAUGUCUGAUUGUAUGAACCCAAGUACAGAUUCAGUGAUAUGAUUAUGUUCAAUUGAGGUUUGAUUUGUUGAAUGGCAUAAAUCCUGAUCAAAUUCCUGUUGUUUCUGCUUUAACCUAGAAAGAGAAUAUAUGCCUAGCUUGAUAGAGCGCCCUUGAUUGAAGGUAGUGAAUUGACGACUUUAGUCGAGGAGUCAAUUCACUAUUCUGUACCGAAUUUACUUCGGUAGUGGAGGUUUGGUUCGUUAGGGCCUCAAUCUGUUUACUCCAGUGGAGGUUACUCGCCCGAUGGGGACUCAGAUUGAGAGGGUCUGGAGACCUUUAGUCGAGACUGCAGACUGUUUAAGAACCUCCCGCAAUAUAACUAUCAUUGAACUUGAACUUGGUAAAUUACAAUCUGCUUAACUGCAGUCUAGGGAGGAACCAUAUCCGGGUGACCUCUCUCGACUUGAAAACAACUUUUUAACUGCAUUGCUUGUUUGCUUGUUUGGACCUUCACUAAAGUUUCACUGCUAAAUAAUAAGAACUCACGGAGUAG